This is a messenger RNA of Polypterus senegalus (gray bichir), 1270 nucleotides long. RefSeq names its product hemogen (gene hemgn). NCBI's taxonomy places the organism in Eukaryota, Metazoa, Chordata, Cladistia, Polypteriformes, Polypteridae. The record is from RefSeq and is a predicted model, not a curated record. The coding region runs from base 16 to 888 and encodes 290 amino acids. The transcript has 3 exons.
GUACGUCUUGAGCUCAUGGCAAUGUUGAAUGAUAUUCCUGCAGGUGGAAUAACACGGCGACUGAGAGAUCGAGAGCUGCUGAAGAGAAAGAAGGCCGAAGCCGAGGAGAAAGCUACUCACCAGUGGGUUCAUUGGCAGCAAGGCAGAGGCAAAAGGCAAAAGCAAGAACCAAAGACGACCAGUCGCAGAGGACGAAGGAAAAAAGAAGCAAGCCCUGAACUUGCUCCCGCCAUUGAGGAGCCACUGACAGAGGAAAAACAACAGGUGACCACAGAGGACCCAUCAGAAUCGGCUUCUCAAGACAAGAAUGCCCCUUCCGCAGAUCUCCAACAAGAGCAUAACUCUGCACCAGCUGCCAUGGAAGAGCUCAUUGCCUUACUAGCUCCUCGAGAAGAACACUCUCCUCUGCCACCACCGCAGGAAGUAUCAGUUCCUACAGCACCUACCCAGGAAGAGUACAUCCCACCACCACCUCCAUCACCACCACCACCACCGCCACCAUCCAUAGAUGUUUACGGGCACUGGUCAGUUCCAAGCAAGGAUGACUUUCCACAGUCAGCCUCCCAUGAUGCAUCGUUGCCUUCAACGCCUCACAAAGAUCCUCCACACUCACAGGAGGAGUCAAGUCACAAAGAAACAUCUUUCAUUGAACCUCCUGCCAUGCACAGUGGAACAAUGGAUGAUGCAAUCAUAGUGGAAGAUGUUGGCUCUGAUGAAGAGGAGGAUCAGAUUAUACCAUCUAAACAAAGUGUUCUUCAGAUUUAUCCAGAGGUCAUCGAAGACCAGCCUGCUGCUGCUGCUGCUGCCCAAUGCCCAGAUGAGGCCUUCAACACCAGCCGAAUGCCAGCUAUACCAGCUGAGGAGUAUCUGCCAGGAAGCUACUCUUAAUGGAUUAUUACCCUGGUCUUAUUUCUGGGGUACCACAUAUUGAGCCCCUUUUCUUGAUCACAAAAAUAUGUAAGGGGGUGAACAAAGGUGGAAAGGAUGUGCAAAGCAAAUUUGGAUAUUAUUUUGUUUUUACCUUCCGGUGUGCGUAGAGACCAUGGCAUUCUAGGGCACAGGUGUGGGCAGAGAAAAGCAAGCUUGCAGUGCUUGGUGGGGCAGUGAUAUGAACCCAUCCAUCCAUCCAUCCUUUUCUGUAAAUAAUAUUUCCAUUACUGGGUCAUGGUCAUUGUUGCAGCCUAGAACACUGCAUCCCAAACUCGGUCCUGGGGGGUCCCACUGUGGCUGCAGGUUUUUGUUCCAACCAGCUUCUGUUUUUAAUUGAACU